Cyprinus carpio (common carp) is the source of this 7084-nucleotide messenger RNA. RefSeq names its product sodium- and chloride-dependent glycine transporter 1-like. Lineage: Eukaryota; Metazoa; Chordata; Actinopteri; Cypriniformes; Cyprinidae. The record is from RefSeq and is a predicted model, not a curated record. Bases 382 to 2325 code for a protein of 647 amino acids. Gene Ontology annotation, molecular function: glycine:sodium symporter activity. The transcript has 14 exons. Gene Ontology annotation, cellular component: plasma membrane. Gene Ontology annotation, biological process: glycine import across plasma membrane; sodium ion transmembrane transport; neurotransmitter transport.
AGAGCUCGAGCAUAUCACUCAGUACAAUCUCCUGUUUUGUAUUGCUAGCAUUUGUUAAACCCACCGCUACGCUGCGCAACCCUGCGUGAAAACAUCUGAAGCGGGUGGUAUAUCCUCCUUAUACCGUCUUUCAGCAUCAUUUAGAGAAUAAAAGCAUAGAAAAGUUCCUGGAUUAAUGCAGAAUUAGCACAAAGCAGAGACGCCACCUCAGCCCAACGUUCCAACUAGCAGAGAGAGGAAACGAAUGAGGGAGAAGCAGUUUGCACCAGAAACUAAGACAGAUACCCCAGCAGCUCAAGACGAGUUCCAGAGAGCACAGAGAGAGGCCAGGACGGGCAUCCUUCCGAAAAGGGGACCCACGCUGAAGAGAGCUUCAAAAGCAUGGCGGAAAAACAAUUUUCUGGCAUAUUGAAUGGAGCAGUUCCAGGAGAGCCAGUAAAGAAAGAUGAAAACUCCAGAAGGGGAAACUGGGGCAACCAGAUUGAGUUUGUCCUCACCAGUGUUGGCUACGCUGUGGGGCUGGGAAACGUCUGGAGGUUUCCUUACCUCUGCUACAGGAAUGGAGGAGGUGCCUUCAUGUUCCCAUACUUCAUCAUGCUGGUGUUUUGUGGCAUCCCUCUGUUCUUCCUGGAGCUCUCCUUUGGGCAGUUUACCUCCCUCGGGUGCCUGGGAGUCUGGAAGGUCAGCCCCAUGUUUAAAGGUGUGGGCUAUGGAAUGAUGGUGGUCUCUACCUACAUUGGGAUUUACUACAAUGUGGUGAUUUGCAUUGCAUUUUAUUACUUCUUCAUGUCCAUGACAAACCUGCUGCCCUGGACAUACUGUAACAACCCCUGGAACACCCCAGACUGCACUGGAGUGGUGGGCACUCCACGAGCUAAUGCCACCUUCGCCAAUGUGUCUGCUGUUGUGUCAGGGUUGACUGAGAUAGUCAACCGCACCAAAAGGACCAGUCCUAGUGAAGAGUACUGGAGGAACUAUGUGCUGAAUAUCUCUGAUGGUAUUGGGAACUUCGGAGAGGUGCGUCUACCUAUCCUGGGCUGUCUGGCUGUGUCAUGGGUAGUUGUGUUCCUCUGUCUUAUUCGAGGAGUCAAGUCAUCCGGCAAGGUGGUGUAUUUCACAGCAACCUUCCCUUAUGUGGUGCUGACCAUUCUUUUCAUCAGAGGAAUCACUCUUGAGGGAGCCAUCAGUGGUAUCAAAUACUAUUUGACCCCUCAGUGGGAGAAAAUUCUAGAUGCCAAGGUAUGGGGGGACGCUGCCUCUCAGAUUUUCUAUUCGCUGGGCUGUGCCUGGGGUGGCCUUAUCACCAUGGCAUCAUAUAACAAGUUCCAUAAUAACUGUUUUAGAGACAGUAUCAUCAUCAGUGUAACAAACUGUGGUACCAGCGUGUAUGCUGGCUUUGUUAUUUUCUCCAUCCUGGGAUUUAUGGCUAAUCAUCUGGGGGUGGAUGUGUCAGAGGUGGCUGAUCAUGGGCCUGGCCUAGCAUUUGUGGCCUACCCGGAGGCCCUAACAUUGUUGCCCAUAUCACCGCUCUGGUCCCUGCUUUUCUUCUUUAUGCUCAUUUUAUUGGGCCUGGGCACUCAGUUCUGUCUGCUGGAGACUCUGGUGACAGCUGUAGUUGAUGAGAUUGGAACUGACUGGAUUAUCAAAAAUAAGACCUAUGUCACGCUCGGAGUCGCCAUAGUAGGAUUCCUCCUAGGAGUGCCGCUGACCACACGGGCAGGAAUAUACUGGUUGCUGCUUAUGGACAACUACGCUGCCAGUUUCUCUCUGGUCGUCAUCUCUUGCAUCAUGUGUAUCUGUAUAAUGUAUGUCUAUGGUCACAAGAACUAUUUUAAAGAUGUGGAAAUGAUGCUAGGCUUUCCUCCUCCGCUCUUCUUCAGGAUCUGCUGGAAAUAUGUGUCUCCUUUCAUUAUUACUUUCAUUCUGAUUUUUACCGUGAUACAGUACAAGCCUAUUACCUACAAUGACUAUGUCUACCCAAGUUGGUCGUUGAUCAUUGGGUUUGCCAUGGCUUUGUCUUCAGUCAUCUGUAUACCAAUCUAUGCUCUGUUCAAGAUUGCUGUGUCUGAAGGAUCCACAUUUUUAGAGCGUUUGAAGAACUCCGUGAAGCCCGACCCGGACUGGGGUCCAGCUCUCCAGGAGCACCGCAAGGGCCGAUACGCCACUACAGGCCCCGAAUCUGUGGAGGUGCGCCCUCUCAAAGAAGAGCUGAAGGAUGAGGGGAAAGAGAAACUCAAGGAGAAAGAGACGGAGAAAAAGGAUGAGAUCGGUUUGACCAUCCCAGGAAGCAACGGCUCCACACUAAACCCCACACCCAGUGCAUAGAGGAGCCCCUCCCCACCCUCCCCCCAGGACAGUUCCCAUUCCCAUACUGCGGGACAGGCCACGCUCGCUGGAGACCUUUACAUAUUGUAAGGGCUUUAUGAAAUCUAACCUCUAGAGAAAUUGGUUGUCAUGCAAAACCUUUUUCUUUUACGUUCGCAUAAUUUAAUACUGCAGUUUUUUUUAAAAGACCAGAAAAAAGGACAUGUUCAUAUACAGGAGGUGUUUGCAUACACGCAGUGUAUAUAGCGCAUUGUACAAUAUUUUCACUCUGUGUUGAGUAGUCUGGAUAUGUGACUGUAGCGGCAGCAGGAGCUACAGUGGGAUUUGGCUUAUGUGUGUACGUGUGUAUAGUGGUGGCAGUGCUGGUCAGGUUUAAUAGCUGAAGACCAAAUAUUCUUUGUGGCAAUGUUGUAAUGGCACUGUUAAGGGGGGGUGUUAUUUUCACUUUCUGUUUUAUAGCCAUUUUCUUGUUUGGGAACCAUCUCAUGGCCAAUGCUGGUUGGUGUUCAAUGUAAUGCCAGUAUAUGAUACAAUACAUGGUAAAUGAGCUUUUAACACUGUAUUAACUCCAGAUCCACCUAAAACUACAAAACAGAACAUGUCUAUUAUCAAUUGACUAGACUACCAGUAAAUUUUGGAGCUAACACUUUCGUUAAUCAGUCAAGUAGACUAGCUGAUACCAAUAAAUAAGCAUAGGCCAAGAGAAUAUCAACUUUAUUUCCAAUUAAGUGAGAGCACAAUACAAAACAAAGGAUAUUUGGUCUUAAGCUCUUACUGACUGAGGUAUCUGGACCGAGGCAUAUAACUUCUCAAGCCCAUUCUCAGGGUUACACACAGUUUGUUUUUUUUGCUAAACAUUUUCCAACACCUUGAGAUGCUGAUUUUAAGAAUUUGACACGAAGGAGAGGGGUUUUCAUGUAGGAACUUCCACAUGAAAUGCCGAAUCUGUCUAGUCUUCCGGGCAUCUCGAGCUGAGGCACCUCCUGAGCGAGGGGAGCAUGUGUGCGAUAACAGAAGCAGCUAGUUUCUCAUUAGAUUCAGUACUGUAGUAUGCACACUAAUCCUGCUCUACACGGAAAAAGAGGCAUGUUACCAAAAACGUGCACAAACCUUUGUGUUCUGAUUUAGUUGGUAUGUGUAUUUUUUUGUUGUCUGUGUUAAGAGACUUGAACUAGUGUGUGUGUGUGUGUGUGUGUGUGUGUGUGUGUGUAUGUGUCAUUUAAAGGCAUCUGGCUGUGCUGAACUGAAUGGUCGUGUCAUUGAACACUGAAAUAAGGGGUAAACGUAGCAUUAGUCAAAAUCACUGUGGUUAAUGGAAUUGUUGGAGAAGCCAGUCUUUUUCCCUCGUAUUGUAAAAUACCAUGAAAUAGACUUGUGAGACAAAUAAAAGACCAAACCAUCCAAUCUACACAAUAGAAACCACAGCAUUUUUUGGUAAUAUGGUGCAUUUUGUUUCGUUUUGGUUUUGUAGGCAAUAGAGAGGGGAAGAUACUGGAUAGAUGGAUUAUAUGGUUAUAUAAUGGUCAUAUUGUUGGUAUGGUUAGAUGCCAAACGUCAUUUCAUUCCAGUGACAUUUCAACAAGGCCCCAUUACUUAUGAUGCAUGCGGUUGUAGUGGCACAUAUACAUGGAUAAAGAUUCCUGGUUACACUGUGAAUUUGUCUGGGAUGUUACCUGACAAUGCAGCUGCUAAUGUGCUGACGCAUCAUGUAGUGAGAUUUGUGAUUAAACAUUGAAUCGCUGUAUAUAGUCAAAGUAGUUUAUCUGGUAUUUCUCUCCUGUGUUAUGUGAGAAGAAAUACAAUAUGAGAUGUGCUCCAUCAUUCUGAGUCGGAAAGAGGUGAAGAACGUCUCGGUUAUGUAUGCCAACCCUCGUUCCCUGAAUGAGGGAACGGAGACGUCACGUCUAAUGAACGACGAAUUGGGAUGUCAACUGAAAGGGAACGUCUCGGUUACGUAUGGUAACCGUCGGUCCCUGAAGGAGGGAACGGAGACAUCAUGUCGGAUGACUGACGAAUUGAGAUCCCAAUUCGUCGGUCAUCCGACGUGACGUCGAGAGUGACCGACUGAAAGGGAAAUGUGAUUAUAAGCAAAAAAAAAAAAAAAAAAUUGCUUUUUUUCAUUCAUUUUGAUAAUACAAAGUCCCGGCUUUCAAAUUAGCUUCAUUUUAUUAUGAAAUUCUAACACAUUACUGAUUGCUACAGCUGCCUCAGUUUAAAAGGCAGCGUGGAGCACGAGUGAACCAAUCAACGUUUUCUUUACUACUGGUUAUGGCACAAAAAAAAAACAAAUGAACAUCAGAAAGAUGCCGAAUGUGUCAUCUCUAAUGUAAUCGUGUAUCAAUCGCGAAAAGACGUGAAUAAAACAACUUGUGAACAAUGUCACCUGCCGUUACGUUUACCUCAGGAAAGUCAUUGUCAAUUGCUCGAGGGGAAAAAAAAAACAUGAAUAUAUGAAAAUCGUAACUAUAUGCACCCUAAAUGCAUUAUACGUUACUUAACAUGGUAUUGAUAUCUUAAAGUAUGCUUGAGCAAAUCACCAGAUUCUAUCAAAAAAAAAUGCAAAUUGUUUGGAAUUUAAUUGUUAGGAAUUUUCUCUAGUUUUUGUGGCAGCGCCAUUUAAUUACAUUUCCACAAAGGAUCAUAAACGAUUUUUUAAAUAUUUUUGAAAGCUUUCUUAUAUUUGUUUGAGACUUUUUCUUUCAGUGUAUAAAACUCAAAAUGAUGGAGCAUGUUACAGAUAAACUCUGUAUUCAAAAACCUGAUGGCAUAAUAGUCUGCAUCUUUGUUAUAUGUACAUUUUUAUUAAUUUCUGCAUGAAGGUAUGAUAUAUAUAUUUUUAAGAUUUUAUCCAAAAAUAUACAAAACACAAUCUAACUUUAAGAAGAGAGAAGAAUAAAAGUAACCCUGCUGCCUAACAGAAGGUAUCGUACACUCAGGGGAGUAGUUAGAGGUUCUUUGGUCUUAGCACAACCAUACCUAAAGGUCACACACUCUAGCUUUUCCUCUGUUAGACAAUUAGUGCAGUAGAUUAGAGCAGCAGUUUAGGUGUCGGGAGACUAACAGCACUUUACUGGUUCACUUUAGCUGGCGAUGUGCGCGGUAGCUACAGUAUGAUUAAUCGCUGUCGGAAAUAUGAAUGCACAAGAUUGAAGCCCUCUCAUUUUUCUUAUGUGUGUCUCUCAGACCUUGAACGUGGCAUGAAGACCAUGUGUCUGUCUCUAGGUACUGCAAUGUGAACAGAUCUAGAUAUUGACCUUGACAUGCAAACUCUUUAUAACAAUAGACAUGUUAUGCAUCAGUGCCAUUCUUGCACUGUUCCCCACCUCUGGUCCUCUUUCUCUAAUGUACAGUAAUGUAAAAAACAAAACAACAACUGAUGUGUAUGUUUGUGUUUUCUGUUUUUAUCAGGGUGGGUUGCUGUAGUGGGAUUUAUUUUUAGUUGUUUUUACAUUAUUUCUUAUGGUAACGUAGCUACUGUUAUGUGUACAGUGUUCUGUGUAGUGGACAUUCAGCUGCUGAGUCAAACCUAGUUCAUGUUAGUGUCACUAUUGAUGUCAAGUAAUUUUAAUCAGUCUGUAAUUAUCUGUUUUUGCCAUUUAACAAACAGAAUCUACCUUUGUAAGAGAUUUUUCCUUUUUAUUUUUAUAGUACUAAAACUGUAUUUUAUCACCAGUUGUAAUCAUUUUUAGCUAUGUUCAGUGACACUACAUUUUAUUUCUAUUUUCCCCACUAAACCUCUUUAAGUCAGCUGAUCUCAAACACAUUGCCAAAUUAAGGCUUUGGACUGAAACUUGAAAAAUUCAGGAAUGCUUUUUACAGCAGCGUCUGGUCAAAUAGAAACCAUUUAUUGAUGAAGAAGGACACAGUCUAAAGCCAGCAAUGUUAUAUCUUCAUCUCAGUAUUGUACAUGUGUAUUUGUAGUGCUGCAAACCCUUUAAGAACAUUUCUGUCUGCCUGUGAUCCAGUUUCAUUUAUUAUGCACAAUGUAAAUGAAACAGAGAAAGCACAUUUGAUUGCCUGGAAAGAAUGUUUUAACACGUAGUCCGAUGUUUGAAUAUUUUCGAAAUGCAUUUGAAAUGAUCAAAACAGAAUUAAUAUUUUCUGAAUUUUAUUUGGGUAGAAGAACCGAACACUUUUUAAGCGUACUUUGCUUCUAAUUUGAAUUGGCUCUCAAACUAUAUUUCACAGUUUCUUAGUGUAAAUUUAAUUGUGACUGCAUACACUUUGAAAUGACAUGACAGGGUUGUGUUUAGAACAAACAAAACAGAAAUACUAGAAUUCAGUGGAAAAUAUGUACACACAUACCUCUCGGUCCAAGAUGGAAAUAUCCACUGAGCAGUUUUGUGGCUGUAUUACAACUAUAAAAAGAAUCGGCAUAUCUCAACUGAAACUGUUUUGGUUAAUGAAAUGUUUAUUCAAAAGCAUGUCAUGUAUUUUCAUGUUGUUACGGCACUUUAAAUAUAUAUGUGUUUGAAAAGUACAAAAGCACCCGAAAGUACAAAAUUGCAAAAAAUAAAAUCUUUCUCUCCCUGUACUGCAUCCUAAAAGAAGCAAUGUCUUUACAAUAGUGUGUGUGUGUUCUUCAGUGCUCAUGGCAAUAUAUUAGUGAAGUAGAAUGACAAGCACAAUGACAUGAGCUUCAAACAUAUCUAACCAUGUCUUUUCAAUUUUAGGGCCAAACAGCAUUGAAAUUGUCUUAGUAAUGUCAGCUGUAAACUGUUCAAUUUGAAAUGGUAAAUAAAGUUUAUUUUAAAGAUCA